Gadus morhua (Atlantic cod) is the source of this 4384-nucleotide messenger RNA. It is a transcript of the gene stk24b, whose product is annotated as serine/threonine kinase 24b (STE20 homolog, yeast). The transcript has 11 exons. Gene Ontology annotation, molecular function: ATP binding; protein serine/threonine kinase activity. The record is from RefSeq and is a predicted model, not a curated record. NCBI's taxonomy places the organism in Eukaryota, Metazoa, Chordata, Actinopteri, Gadiformes, Gadidae. Bases 799 to 2100 code for a protein of 433 amino acids. Gene Ontology annotation, biological process: negative regulation of cell migration; protein phosphorylation. Gene Ontology annotation, cellular component: cytoplasm; Golgi apparatus.
CACGGACAUUGUUGAUCCGGAUCCGGAUCCGCCCAGCGCCGACAAGAUGGCGGAGAACACCCGAGGAAAGUGAGAAAAGAAAAACAAAAUAUAUGCGAGCUCGUCCCGUUUUCCAUCAGUGGCGCCCUGGCGGAGCUCGUGAGCGCGCGUCGUCCGGCGGACACACGUUAGCAUACAGCGGGGGUCCCCUCGCGCUGUGUUCGACGCCCUCCCGCGCUACGCGGACGGAUGUGCUCCCGCGCUAGCUCCCCUCCUCUAGCCCGCUGCUGACAGAGCGUCCGUCGGCUCUUCUGCCUACCCGAGCUAGCUAGCUAUGCUAGCCAUGCUAGCUAGCCUCGCUGGCUGACAACACCGUUAGCGGGUAGCGGGAGAGAGAGAUACCGUGAAGGAAAGUGUCGGGGGAGUCUCUGUGUCUGUGUCUGUGACUGUGUUAACUACGAGGUGGGGCUGGAGGAAUACGACGCUAUGGCUCUCGUCGCGGGGGGUCCGGACCGCAGCGGAACGAGCCUUUAGGGGGGGGCUGGGGGGGGGGGGUUCGUGUCGGUAGUUCACGAAGCAAGCGGGCUAACAUUGCGGCACAGGGACCACAGUCCUGGCUCUCGGAACAGGAUAUUCGCCCAGCCGUUUACUGAGUCGUUUAGGUGUUGUUGUGAUUGAGGAAGUGCCUCUGAAGAAGCUGUGUUAGUUCGUUAGCUUUGGGGGGGCUUAACAGUGGGACACAGUGAGCAGACGGGCUUGUUCGUCCCCGUUGGGGUUGUAAACAUUACCCCGAGCCGAGGAGAACACCGAGUCACCGACAUGGCACACUCCCCUGUCCAGGGUCACCUGCCCGGGAUGCAGAGCAACCGCGCCGACCCCGAGGAGCUGUUCACCAAGCUGGAGCGCAUCGGCAAGGGCUCGUUCGGCGAGGUGUUCAAGGGCAUCGACCACCGCACGCAGAAGGUGGUGGCCAUCAAGACCAUCGACCUUGAGGAGGCGGAGGACGAGAUCGAGGACAUCCAGCAGGAGAUCACCGUGCUCAGCCAGUGCGACAGCCCCUUCGUCACCAAGUACUACGGCUCCUACCUCAAGGACACCAAGUUAUGGAUCAUCAUGGAGUACUUGGGUGGUGGCUCCGCGUCCGACCUGUUGGAGCCGGGGGCCCUGGACGAGACCCAGAUCGCCACCAUCCUGCGGGAGAUCCUCAAGGGCCUGGAGUACCUGCACUCGGAGAAGAAGAUCCACCGGGACAUCAAAGCUGCCAACGUGCUGCUGUCGGAGCAGGGCGAGGUGAAGCUGGCCGACUUCGGGGUGGCCGGCCAGCUCACGGACACGCAGAUCAAGAGGAACACCUUUGUGGGGACGCCCUUCUGGAUGGCGCCCGAGGUCAUCAAGCAGUCGGCGUACGACUCCAAGGCCGAUAUUUGGUCUCUGGGUAUCACGGCCAUCGAGCUGGCCAAAGGCGAGCCCCCGCACUCGGAGCUCCACCCUAUGAAGGUGCUAUUCCUGAUCCCAAAGAACAACCCGCCCACCCUGGAGGGCAACUACAGCAAGCCGCUGAAGGAGUUUGUGGAGGCCUGCCUCAACAAGGAGCCCCGAUUUAGGCCCACGGCCAAGGAGCUGCUGAAACACAAGCUGAUCGUGCGCCACGCCAAGAAGACCUCCUACCUCACGGAGCUGGUGGACAAGUACAAGAGGUGGAAGGCCGAGCAGUCCCGCACCGCCGAGUCCAGCUCCGACGAGUCAGACUCGGAGCAGGACGGGCAGGCGUCGGGCGGAAAGGACUUUGGCAGUGACGACUGGAUCUUCACCAUCCGGGAAAAAGACCCCAAGAAACUGCAGAACGGAGAGGGGCAGUCUGGGUCGGCAGAUCAGUCAAAAGACAUUCCAAAGAGGCCUUAUUCGCAGAGCCUGGCAGCGGUCAUCUCACCUGCACUGGCAGAGCUGAAGGCCAGGCAGGAGCAGGUGAACGGGAACCCCAUGGCUCUUGACGAGCUGAGGUCAGCCAUCAUGGUGGCGGAGGAGUCUUACCCGGGAAUCUCGGACUCACUGGUCCAUCACAUGGUCCACAGGAUCCAGAGUUUCUCUACAGGCAGGACGUCCUCCUCCUCGUCCCCUUAGCGACGGCUCCCCGCCCCGCCCAAUCCUCACGCCGCAACCUCCAACCCGCCUGCUCCGUCGCACCCGACCUCCCCCCCCCCCCCCCCCCCCCCCCCCGCGCCCCAUCCACACCAGGGGGUCCAGACUUUUUGGACCACCCCAGACCGGGUGACUCCCCUUGGAGCUCUGGGGGAGACCGCCGUUCGCUCGCCCCUUCGGUCGCCCGCCUCCGCCUCCACAGACUCCUGCGGACUGACGGAAGACAAACUCUGAACAGACAUGGACUCUGGAGAAAAGAGAGAGAGAGGGAGUCUUGCAGUCCCUCGCCCUUCCAUCAACAACACCCCCGAAUCCUCACUAUGGGGUCCCCACAUUGCAUCUGCUGGAACCCGGGAAAGGAUAAAAAGAACAAAAAUAAAAUGCCAUCCGUAACUUUGUUUGCCGGGGACACUGCCUGUCCCGUCUGACCAUUUCCUGCAGGCCGUUGUACUCCAGAAAAAACCUCUUGACAGCAUGCUUGGUAAACCUGCAGGGACUCUCUCUUUUGACUGCUAGCGUGCACGCAAUGCUAGUGUGCACGCGACUACCCUGAGCGCGGGCGUGCCUGUUUGGUUACUUCUGUGCGCGGGUGCGUGGAUGGUUGGUUUUGCGCGCACAUUUGCGUACGACUCCCUGUUUUAAGGCAAAUUGCAGCAUUCAUAAUGAAACCUCAGGUAAAGUGCUUUAAGUGAACUUUGACCUCCGAGGCAAUGGGGGGACGCUGUGUGUGACAAGAAGUUUAUCGUCGUCAACAUCGCGGGGAAAUGAAUCACUGUGUACAAAAUGGUUGCGUGCAUUUUGUAGAUGCUGAUAAAGAGAUCAAACGGUAGAUAUUUAACAAGUUCAAAAAUUUACUAGGACGAACAAGAACAAAAAUGCCUUGCCUUUUUUCAGACGCAAACCUUUUUGGUUAUUGCUUGUUUUUGUUUCAGUUUUUAUUUUUUUUGUUUUCUGUCGUAUCUCAUAUUUGGUGAGUCCUUGGAACAUGCAUAAUAUUUGUUCACUGAGUUGAGUUUUCGACCUCCAUAGUCAAUCACGGUGGCUUUAAUGAAUCGGUUAAUCGACGUGAUACUAAACUGUAUAAUGUAGGGCUUGGAAACCUUCUCUUUCGUUAAUGUUCGUAGUCCGAAAGGGGAAACUUCACAGCCAGACAACGAUCUAGACGACUUUUACAUAGACAGUGUUAACAUUUGAAACUGGAUCUGGUCCGGCCCGAGACUCCGGGGAAAACGUAAGAGCCAAGUGUCGUGGGUUCUCGUUUUAUUUACUCGUAAUUUAUCGUGAACGUUACUUAAAUGUCGCACAAAUGUUACAUUUCAUUGUUAUGUGCAUUUUGCAUACAAGCAUACACAGCUUAAGUGUUUUCAAACAACGGGCCUCGUUGCAUUGGUGUCCAUGCAAUCAGGAUUUGCCGCGUCAGUGUUCAGCAGUUGCAGACACUUUUCUGAUAAAUCGUAAGCAUCGACUUCAUCUCGGUCAUAAUUGAAAAAGGACGAAGGAAACCUCCUAGGAUGGAGAUGAGUCCCGCGUUUCACGGUGGGGCGUUUUGCUGUCCGACAUCGAUGCCAUGUUACAAUCGUCAGUCUCAACAUUUCUGUUCCCACCUCUCCCGUCCGCCCCUCCAUGCUAGAAGUGCCAUGUCAUCCGUAACUUUUAUUUCUGUUUUUAUGUCUUUUUUUUUUUUGUAGUAUGAUUUGCACCUUUUUUGUUACAUUUCAGAUCAGUUUUUUGCACUUUGGGAGUGUGUUGAGUAUUUAAAGAACCUGUAAGAGCGUAGAAAAGGGGGUUGGUGGGGGGGGAAACACGAGGAAAAAAGAAACCUGUCGCUAAUAGCCAUGUUUUACUAUCCAUGUUUACUUCAAAGUUCCAGAAUUUACUACUGUGCUAACGCAGCAAUAAUGUUGAAGAGUUUCAUCGGAGACGUACUCGUCAACACAGGGAUCGAAAGAAUUAAGAAAUAUCAGAUAUUUUUUUAACAGCUUAAAGAGUAAAGUAUGGAAAUAUGGAAUGCUUUAUAGGGUCUGGACAUCUGCCCUUUGGCAAAACAAAACCUAUAUCAAAGAAAAAAAAACAUGAUACGGAAAGAACUAGAAAAAUGUAAAACGUACAUCUGGGUUCCUUUAUCAUAGCUGACAGUUUAUAGUACUGUAUAUAAUCUUUGCUUGUGUCAUUUGAGAAUUCCCAAGUUAAAUGUAAGCUCCUUGUAAGCUUUCAAAGUGACAUAAGAAAUAAAGAGCUACGGCUAACUGUGGCGCGCAUCUCCGGG